GGUGGCCGCUCGGCCUGGGAUGGACAGUCCGUGCCGAAAAGUCAACGCGACAUGGCCGUAGCGCCAAGCAAACUGCUAGAGAGGCCCCUGAAUCGCUUGCAUUGCUGCGUCCUGCACAGCCGUCCAGGACAGAGCUGCACGCAUGCCCUGCUCUGGAAUAUCUACCGCAAUCAUGUGUCCAGUGCGAAAUACUACUCGCCCUUGUUGCUGCUGCCAUUGCUCUUCAAGUGGCGCAAACUCUCCAAGGGAACGCUCAAGGCCAUAGUGAGGAACUAUGUGCAGUCCGUCAGCUUUGCCGCCUGCAUCAAUGCGUUCACAUUCUACUUCAUGUGCCUGGCUCGGCGGCUCAACGGUCGCUUCGUGUUCAUCUGUACGCCGUAUCUGUCCUGUUGGCUGGCCUCCCAGCUCAGCUGGUGGAUGCCACCUCAGGUGCUGCUCUACUUUGUGACUGGCAUUACACAUGCGGCCUUGGAGAGCCUGCUGCGACAGCUGGACAUCGGUCUGGUGCAUUCGCGUUGGGGCCAGACGCUGGUAUUCAUGCUGAGCUCCCUGGCGGUGCUGCACUAUCAGCAGGCGCGCAAGUAUUCGGGCUUCUGGUUCAUCAAGCCAACCCCUUUGCCGGAGGACUACACCAAAUGGCCGGUGGCCAGGCGCCUCAGGCAGCGUCUAGCACAACUGGGAACCUAUCUGGGCAUUGGUCUAGCUUUGGACUUGGGCCACGCCCUGAUGCGGCGAAAUCUGAUGCGCCUGCGACUGCACACAACGCGAUUCUUGGUCAGCUACAUGGGUCUCUUUCAAUUGAUGCAGUGGCUAAUGCUCAAAAUGAGGCUGAAGCUGAGGCCGGCAAACGCAGUGGCGGCAUUUGUCAGUGGCGCAUCCUUUGCGCUGCUCAAUCGCCUGACCUUCAUGAGCUUUGCCGCCGUCACAGCCACCCAGGUGAUCUGGCAGCAGUUGUGCACCCGUGACCCAGGCAGAGACAAGCUGCAGCGGAUACCCUGGGCCAAGCUGCUGAUGCCCUGCAGUCUGGCCUACUUGGUGCACAUUUUCUUCUUCCACCAACAUUUACUCAACGGACUGGCCAAGAAUUUUAUUGACUGCACCUGCGACCAAAAUGGACAACGCUUGCUGAACCUGAUGAAGCUGCCCAAUGAAAAUGUUAUACUGACGACGGUGAGCAGGUCACCAAGAACAUCGUUUUGGUUUUAGCCCUUGGUACUGGAAAGUUAUUAGACCAGAUAAACGUCGCUGCUUCCACCAGUUCGCAGAUUAUAAACUUUAUGCAUAGAUUAAACCCAAAACUUGCUUUUGGAUUUUAAUGUGACGAAAAAGCGAUACACCGGCGAUGUCUCCAGUUCGGAGAUAUCACGAAUGAGGAAUGAGAGAUGAGAAGGAGAUAUCUCCAAACAUUAAUUUCAAUAAAAUAAUUAACUUUUGGAAUUAAAAUGCCAGCUGCUGAAAGGAGUUCUU
Molecule: messenger RNA, 1467 nt
Organism: Drosophila obscura
Lineage: Eukaryota; Metazoa; Arthropoda; Insecta; Diptera; Drosophilidae
Exons: 5
Coding region: 52-1206 (384 amino acids)
Source: RefSeq, a predicted model, not a curated record